GUAAGUAUGCUGUGCAUUUAAAACUUCAGCAGGAAACUUGCAGUAGUCUCCAAGCAGGAAUAGAUUUGUAACAAUGGGUUGUAAUCAGCCUUCCUUCUAAGGAAAAGCUGAGAACCUUCUCAUUUUACCUCAUGAAAAGUAAGCUAUGAGGCAACUUUUGGCAAACAUCUAUUAACUGGGUGAAAUGGGCCUCUCGCCCGAGAUUUUACUGCAGCUGCGUCUCUCCAGCACAACCAGCUCUUUCCUCUGCAGCUGAUUGGCUCUGGAAUGUGGCCAGAAACCUACUUCCUGCAAUUAAAGGAGUCAGGCCUCUAACUGCUGAUCUGUUUUCUUCUCUUCUGAGUGAUGGCGCUGACCAUUUUUAUCCUCCGGCUGGCCGUCUGCAUCCUGGCAUUUCCCGUGUACCUGCUGGACUUCCUGGGCCUGUGGAACUGGAUAUGCAAAAAAUCGCUCCCCUACUUCUUGGCAAGGUUUACUGUGAUGUACAACGAACGGAUGGCGAGCAAGAAGCAGGAGCUCUUCAGCAAUCUACAGGAGUUCGCAGGCCCCUCCGGGAAGCUCUCCCUGCUGGAGCUGGGCUGCGGCACAGGGCCCAACUUCAAGUUCUACCCGCCUGGAUGCCGGGUGACCUGUAUUGAUCCCAACCCCAACUUUGAGAAGUUCUUGAUCAAGAGCAUUGCUGAGAACCGACACCUGCAGUUUGAGCCCUUCCUGGUGGCUGCCGGGGAGGACCUGCACCAGGUGGCUGACGACUCCAUGGAUGUGGUGGUCUGCACACUGGUCCUGUGCUCCGUGAAGAACCAGGAGCGGAUCCUCCAGGAAGUGUGCAGGGUGCUGAGGCCGGGAGGAGCUUUUUAUUUCAUGGAGCAUGUAGCAGCUAAGCCUUCAACCUGGAAUUACUUCUGGCAACAGGUCCUGACUCCUGUCUGGUACCUUCUGUUUGAUGGAUGCAACCUGACCAGAGAGAGCUGGAAGGCCCUGGAGUGGGCCCGCUUCUCCAAGCUGAAGCUGCAGCACUUACAGGCCCCCCUGUCCUGGGAGCUCCUGCGCCCUCACAUCUACGGAUAUGCUGUGAAAUAGAAGUUGAAACCUGAAGGGCUCGAAUAAUUUAAGGUUUGGGUUUUACACUUAAAAUGCUAAUUGGGGGACUUCCCUCAUGGUGCAGUGGUUGAGAGUCUGCCUGCCAGUGUGGGGAACACAGGUUCGAUCCCUGGUCCGGAGGAUCCCGCGUGCCGUGGGGCAACUAAGCCCAUGUGCCACGGCUGUUGAGCCUGUGCUCUGGAGCCCACGAGCCACAACUACUGAGGCCAUGGAUACAACUGCUGAGGCCCGUGUAACUAGAGCCCCUGCUCACCACAGCUAGAGAGGGCCUGCACACAGCAAUGAAGACGCAACACAGCCAUACACACACACACACACACACACACACACACACACACACACACACACACACACAACUAAUUGGGAGAAGGGAACCCCCUUUUUAAGGUAAAUUUGAAUUUCAUCACUAAAAGUUUAUGUUAUAACCUAUUUAGCUAUUUUCUAUUGUCUGCCAAAGAAUCAAAAACAAAACAAAACAGCUUUGAACUCUCCCUUAAAGGAAACAAUGGGCUUUCAUAAUUGAAGUCCACCAUUAUCCUCAAACCUUACUUUAUUCAGUAACUUCAAAUUUUUUCUGUCUUAUUUAAAUUAUUACCCAACAGAUUUUAAUUUUACCUUCUCUUUGAGAGGUUGAUGCUAAUUAGCAGUUAAUCACUCAAAAGAAGACUUUGAAGAGGGAGACGUGAAAAGAUCUUUUUCUAUAAAAUUAAUUCAUUUUUUUAUUUAUCUUUGGCUGCGUUGGGUCCUCGUUGCUGUGCGUGGGUUUUCUCUAGUUGCGGCACGCGGGCUUCUCAUUGUGGUGCCUUCUCUUGUUGCGGAGCACAAGCUCUAGGUACACAGGCUUCAGUAGUUGUGGCUCACAGGCUCUAGAGCACAGGCUCAGUAGUUGUGGCGCACAGGCUUAGUUGCUCCGCAGCAUGUGGGAUCUUCCUGGACCAGGGCUCGAAUCCAUGUCCCCUGCAUUGUCAGGCGGAUUCUUAACCACUGCGCCAGCAGGGAAGUUCCAAAAAAAUCUUAAGAAUUCACAAACUAAAUAAAGAAAUACUGACUAGUUGAAAACUCCAAACCUAAACAGCACAGAUUUUUUUUUUAAAGAAAUCUGAAUCAGGGCCUCCCUGGUGGCGCAGUGGUUGAGAGUCCGCCUGCCGAUGCAGGGGAUGUGGGUUCGUGCCCCGGUCCGGGAAGAUCCCACAUGCCGUGGAGCGGCUGGGCCCGUGAGCUGUGGCCACUGAGCCUGCGCGUCCGGAGCCUGUGCUCCGCUUUGGGAGAGGCCCGCGUACCGCAAAAAAACAAAAAAGAAAAAAGAAAUCUGAAUCUAUUUGUUGUCCUUAGUAUCAUUGGGCUGGCUUUCAAAAUUAAUGUACCAGGAUUCCACACCUAGUUCUGCCCAGCUUUGUUAUGUUUUUUAUUCUGGUAUUGCACCAGAGUUUGUUUCCCUGCAUUCCAGUCUUCAAUUCUUAAGAUGAAGUUUGUACUUGACACUUCAGUAUAUCCAUAAAACUAUAUGAAGCAGUUAGAGUUCUUGGGUUCAUUUUCCUUAUUAUCUAACGUAUACUUUGCUGAAUGUAGUAAAUUGCAGGCAAAGAAAAGGCCCACUGUAAUUAGAGAAACCUUGAAUAACUAGAUACGCUUUGUAAGAGCCGCCUCAAAAUAGGCAAGCUGUGAGUCUGUAAAGAGGUAGAUAAAUACUGUUCGGAUUAGUCUGAUCAAAUUUCCACUCUGGUCUCAAGAUGAUUUCUUUGUUCCCUGUAACCAUGGAAACCUUGGGAAAUCAUCACAAGUGUUGUGAAAACAAGUUGGUCAAUAAGAGGACUUAGAAUUUUCAGCAAUAGUUUGCAUGCAUUUUAAUAAAUUUAGAAUAUUUUCUGAGAUGAUUUUGCAAAGAGACUACUUUAAAUAUCAAAUCAAUAAACUCACAUACAUUUUAGGAAUGGAAAUAAAAUUAAUGGUUUAUAUCUUU
Molecule: messenger RNA, 3061 nt
Organism: Orcinus orca (killer whale)
Lineage: Eukaryota; Metazoa; Chordata; Mammalia; Artiodactyla; Delphinidae
Gene: TMT1A
Product: thiol methyltransferase 1A
Exons: 2
Coding region: 346-1080 (244 amino acids)
Molecular function (GO): S-adenosylmethionine-dependent methyltransferase activity
Source: RefSeq, a predicted model, not a curated record